Scheffersomyces coipomensis is the source of this 4966-nucleotide messenger RNA. RefSeq lists its product as uncharacterized. Gene Ontology annotation, molecular function: ATP binding; bilirubin transmembrane transporter activity; ATP hydrolysis activity. Gene Ontology annotation, biological process: transmembrane transport. Gene Ontology annotation, cellular component: membrane. Bases 62 to 4828 code for a protein of 1588 amino acids. NCBI's taxonomy places the organism in Eukaryota, Fungi, Ascomycota, Pichiomycetes, Serinales, Debaryomycetaceae. The record is from RefSeq and is a predicted model, not a curated record. The transcript has a single exon.
CGAAAUUAGAAUUUCCAGUUUUCACUUUCUUGACCAUAUCAAUGUCAAUAACUUUAAGAAAAUGAUUCGACUGUUGAAUGCGAUGCAUCAUAAAAGAUUGGAACGUUAUUCCAAUUGUUCUAUUGAAGCAAUUUACCAUCCAUUUGAUGCUAGUCUUCAAAAUUCAGUCGAUCCAUGUUUUGUAUAUUCAUUUACUUUGAUUGUUAAUUCGCUUUUGGGUGCUUUUGCUGCUUAUCAACUAGUUAAAUCAUUAUUUUAUAAUAGCCAUGGUCCCUUCAGAAUUCAUUAUGCAUUGGGUUCAUCGCUCAAGAUUAAAAGUGUUGGUGGUUAUCAAAUGUUAAAAUUAAUUUUAUUAUUUUUACAUUCAAUUGCACUCAUGCUUUUAACGUUUUUUAAUUUUACUUCAUUGACUUCUAUGUUGUUCUUUGCAACUGCAUCAUCUUUUGCGAUUUUCACUUUGAUAAUCUUACCCUUUCACAUCAUUGAACCAACAAGAAAUGUUACUGCAAAUUCUUCAUUAUUAUUAUAUUGGAUAAUAAUUUUGCUUUUAAAUUUGUCUGUUUUAAUUCAAGAUGUUUUCUCUGGAUUUAAAUUAUAUAUUCCUAUAAGUGGUAAUUCUUCGAAAUCUCUUGCCUAUGUUCUUGAAACCUUUUUGUUCAUUAACUCUAUGAUUGUCUUAUUUCUUGAAAAUUCUCUUUUUAAACCAAGUGUGGAAUUACGUGAUUAUUAUGCAUUAAAUGGUUGGGAAAUAUCAUCAGUUAGAAACAUGUUUUCUCAACUAAGUUUCAGUUGGCUUGAAGGCAUUAUUAAGAAAAUUUAUGAAACUGAUGAAUUGGAUAUCAAAGAUAUCCCACCGCUACCAAUUGAAUUGAAAAAUGACAAUUCCUACAACAAAUUAGCCAAACAAUUUAGAGAUAAAAAGUUGAAAUAUAAACAGACAGAUAAACCAUCAUUAUUUUUUAUGUUGAUACUGAUUCAUAGUUGGGAAUUAUUAGCGGCUGGUAUUUUAAAUUUUGCUGAAUCGUGUUUUGGCUUUAUUCAAGCAUUUUUAUUUCAAAGAUUUAUUGAAUUCUUCAGUGAGAAUCAAACUGAACUUAAUAAUCAACCUGUUAUAGUUAGUUUUGCAUUUGGAUCUGGUAUUUUUAUUUGUGCUGUGUUGAGGUUUGUUAGUACUAAUCAGUACUUUUCUAUGUAUUACAAUGUUAGAUGUGAAAUUCAAGGUUCAUUAAGUAAUAUGAUUUUCAGAAAGGCUUUGAAUUUAUCUCCCGAAUCUAAAAAGACCAAAACAACAGGUGAAAUUGUUAAUAACUUAUCUGUUGAUGUCAAUGCUAUUUGUGAAAUGGCAAAAUUGGUAGAAUUGAUUACAUCUCCUUUGAAAUUAAUCUUUACUAUGUUGUCAUUAUAUAAGAUUAUUGGUAUCUCUUCUUUGUCGGGAUUUGUUACAACCUUAGUUUUGGUACCUAUUACAGGAAAAGUUAGUGCAUUUGUUAUGUACUAUGUCAAAGAAAAUAUGAAAUAUAAAGAUAAAAGAACUAAGUUAACUUCGGAAAUCUUGUCGUCCAUUAAAAGUAUCAAAUUAUAUUCUUGGGAAAACCCAAUGUUAGAAAGAUUAUUCAGAAUUAGAAAUGAUCAAGAAUUAGUUCUUACCAAGAAAAUUGGAUUCCUUAAUUCUUGUGCUAUGAUGCUUUGGACUAUUAUUCCAAUACUUGUUCCACUCUCGUGUCUAGUGACUUAUGUAUUCGUUUCAAAAAUUCCCUUGGUUCCUGCUAUCUGUUUUCCUGCCUUAACAUUGUUUGAAAUAUUAUCGAAACCAAUUGUCACGUUUCCUGAAAUUCUCAAUAACUACUUUAACAUGAGGGUAUCAUUGAAAAGAGUGAGUGACUUGUUCGAAUUAAGUGAAUUAGAGUCGGCAAUCACUGAUCGUUCCUUUAAAGAACUUAAAAAGAAUGAUGUUUCUAUUAAGAUUAACAAUGCUACGUUUUUGUGGAGUGGAGAAUCAGAGAAAAAUUAUUCCGAUGAAGAUCAUAUUGAAUCGGAUGGUGAAAAUAAUGUAGCUCUAAAUGAAAUUAAUUUUGAAGCUAGAAAAGGUCAGUUAACUUGCAUUGUGGGAAAAGUGGGUUCUGGUAAAACUACUCUCUUGAAGAGUAUUCUUGGAGAAUUAAUCUUAGUUAAAAAGAAUAACACAAAGCUAGAAGUAAAUGGAACAAUUGCUUAUUGUUCUCAAUCUCCAUGGAUCCUCAAUAGUUCUGUCAAGGAAAACAUCUUAUUUGGUUGCAAAUAUGAUAAAGCAUUUUAUGCAAAGACUGUAGCAGCUUGUCAAUUAUUACCUGAUUUUGACGCUCUUCCAGAUGGUGAUAAGACUAUUGUAGGUGAAAAGGGAAUCUCCUUAAGUGGUGGUCAAAAAGCACGUAUUUCUUUUGCUAGGGCGGUCUAUGCAAGAGCUGAUAUGUAUAUUUUGGAUGACAUUUUAUCCGCUGUAGAUGCUCAUGUUGGGAAGAAUCUAGUUGAUCAAGUUUUAGGUAAAAAUGGUAUAAUUGCCUCCAAGACCAUUGUUUUAGCAACUAAUGCAGUUAAGGUUUUACAUGAAGCUGACAACAUUGUUCUUUUGAAGAAGGGUGAAAUCACAGAAGGUGGAAAUUAUGAGGAAGUCGUAGCUGGAAAUGAUGAAUUGGCCGAUUUGAUUCGAGAAUUUGGACAAAAAGAGGCUGAAGAUGAUUUGGAAGAAUUGGAAGAUGAACUUGAGAAAGAAGUGAUUGAUGUUAAGUCUAUUGGUUCCACCCUUCAAGAUGAUAACAUCACUGAAUUAAAUGCUUCGAAUGUAAAGGAUCACAUUGAUGUCGAUAUUCCUUUGGAAGUUGUGGAUUCAACAACUUCUUUUCGGCGUGCAAGUAUGACCUCCUUAGAACAUGAAUAUCAGGAGGAAGAUGUAGAUGAAACUGUUAUUAAAAGAACUGAGCAUGUGGCUGAAAAAGGAGCAAAAGGAAGAGUGAAGUUGGAAGUCUAUUUGGAAUACUUCAAAGCUUCGGGGGUUGUAGACAUAUUUAUUAUCAUUUUUUUGACGUCACUGUCAACAAUUGCUCAAAUUAUGUCAGGUUAUGCUUUAAAAGCUUGGUCGCAAGAUAAUUUAGAUGCGGGACAAAAUGUUUCAUCCAAGUUCUAUUUAAUCAUGUAUUCGCUUUUACGGGCAAUUAAUGCUUUUGCAACGUUUGGUGCAUCAUUAUUAUCUCAACAAAAAUCUAGUAUUAAAGCUUCCAAACAUUUUCAUGACAGUAUGGCUAGAAAUGUCUUAAGAUCUCCAAUGUCAUUCUUUGAUACUACUCCUGUUGGAAGAAUAUUAAACAGAUUCUCGGAAGAUAUAAAUGUGAUAGAUGAUCAGCUUUCAUAUCUUUUAUUGGGAGUGUUAAAGUUUGCUAGUAAUACUUUUGGUAUCUUGGCUGUUGUUGUUAUUAAUUUUCCAGUCAUGAUAUUAGUUAUUGCGGUACUCUUUUAUUUCUACAACAAACUCAGAGAAUACUAUAUUCCUUCUGCCAGAGAACUUAAGAGAUUGGCAAGUGCUAACAGAAGUCCAGUCUAUUCUCAUCUUCAAGAAUCAGUGACCGGUGCUGAGACUAUUCGUGCUUAUGAUCAAAUCAAUAGAUUUGUUAAUGGGAACAAGAUAAAAAUAGAUAAAUUAAUUUCCACAAACUUUGCAGCCCUUUCUUGUGGUAGAUGGUUGAGUAUGAGAUUGCAAGCAAUUUCAGCCAUAAUUGUUUAUGCUACGACUUUAGUGAUAUUAUCCACUUUGGGAACCUCUCAUGAAUUAGAUUCAGGACUAGUUGGGUUUGUUAUGAUGAACGUCUUAGGUAUUACUGGUACGUUGAAUGCUAUGAUUAGGCUUUGGGCAGAAGUUGAAGCUAGAUCGGUUGCCUUGGAAAGAAUUGUUGAAUACUGUAAAUUGAAAGCAGAAGCUCCAUUGGUUAUUUCUGAGAAUAGACCUCGAGAAACAUGGCCAGAGUCAGGAUCAAUUUCAUUUAAGAAUUAUUCUACCAAAUACAGAGAUAAUUUAGAUCCAGUAUUGAAAGAUUUAAAUAUUGAUAUCAAGCCUCGUGAAAAAGUUGGUAUUGUUGGAAGAACAGGGGCAGGAAAAUCGACUGUUGCUAUUUCCAUGUUUAGAAUUAUUGAACCAUCGCAAGGACAUAUUAAAAUCGAUGGAGUUGAUACUAGUAAAAUAGGUUUAUUUGAUUUACGUCAUAAGUUAAAUAUUAUUCCACAAGAUGCUCAAACCGUUGAAGGAAGUGUCAGACAAAAUUUAGAUCCUUUCGAACAAUAUACAGAUGAAGAAUUAUGGAAUGUUUUGGAAUUAGCACAUUUACAGCCACAUAUUGAACAAAUGAAGACCAAGAAGAGUGCUACUAAAGAAGAAGAAAACAAAGAAUCAGAAGAUUCAGAAGAAAAUAAAGUGGUUGAGUAUGAUACUGGAUUAUCCGCGACCAUAUUUGAAGGAGGAUCCAAUUUAUCAGCCGGUCAAAGACAAUUAUUAUCAUUAGCUAGAGCAUUAUUGAACAAAUCCAAGAUUUUAAUUUUGGAUGAAGCAACUGCUGCAGUAGAUGUACAAACAGAUAAAAUUAUUCAAGAGACUAUUAGAGCUAAAUUCAAAGAUAAGACAAUUUUAACAAUUGCCCACAGAUUAGAAACCAUUCUUGAUAGUGAUAGAAUCAUUGUCCUCGAUAAAGGACAAGUCAAGGAGUUUGAUACUCCUAAGAAUCUUUUGAAAGAUGAAAGUACUGAAUUCUAUUCGUUAUGUAAACAAGGUGGAUAUCUUAAGAAUUUAGAUAUUGAUAAGCUUUAGUUUAUUCGGUUUUAGUGAGUAUUGUUCCUUGGAGCGAGUCUCACACUAUUAAGCCUGAUUGGCAUAAGCAGGUUUUUUGUAUAAAUAGUAUUUCUCUUCGGGUAUAGAUAAUAUCCAAAAAAAUUCUAAUUAUUCUGC